ACCAGCGAAUGAAUUCAAGUAAAGGCGACAAGAAGUAAGAGCAAUUUGAAAAACAGAGGUGGCGGUUACUGAAUACUGAGUGUGAGCAAGCAGCGAUGAAUUCGAAAGAUAGUUGCAGAAGCGAGCUUCGCAUUGCCAUUCGUCAACUCAGCGAUCGAUGCCUCUACUCAGCAUCCAAAUGGGCAGCGGAGCAGUUAGUGGGCAUCGAGCAAGACCCAGCGAAGUUCACUCCUUCAAACACAAGAUUCCAGCGCGGAAGCUCCAGCAUCCGCCGCAAGUACCGCACCCACGAGGUCACCGCCACGCCGGUUGCCGGAGUUUCGUAUGUCGCCACGCCGGUCAUGGAGGAGGAUGAGGCUGUCGACGGUGAUUUUUACCUUCUGGCUAAGUCCUACUUCGAUUGCCGUGAGUACAGAAGAGCUGCUCAUGUUCUUCGCGAUCAAUCCGGACGGAAAUCGCUCUUCUUGCGAUGUUACGCUCUUUAUCUGGCCGGAGAAAAGCGAAAAGAGGAAGAGAUGAUAGAACUUGAGGGACCUUUGGGUAAGGGUGAUGUUGUGAAUCGUGAAUUGGUUCCUUUAGAGAGGGAGCUUUCAGAACUUCGCAAGAAUGCUAUGAUUGAUCCUUUUGGUUUGUAUGUAUAUGGUCUUGUGCUGAAACAGAAAGGUAAUGAGAAUUUGGCACGAACAGUUCUUGUGGAAUCUGUGAAUAGCUACCCUUGGAACUGGACUGCCUGGUCUGAGCUGCAAUCCUUAUGCACUACAAUUGAUAUCUUGAAUAGUCUUAAUCUCAAUAGUCACUGGAUGAAGGAUUUUUUCCUUGCUAGUGCUUAUCAGGAAUUAAGAAUGCAUAAUGAGUGUUUGUCAAAAUAUGAAUAUCUACAAGGAACCUUUGGUUACAGUAAUUACAUACAGGCUCAAGUUGCUAAAGCCCAGUACAGUUUGAGGGAAUUUGAUCAAGUUGAAGCAAUAUUUGAAGAACUGCUUAGGACUGAUCCUUACAGAGUGGAAGACAUGGACAUGUACUCCAAUGUGCUUUAUGCUAAGGAAUGCUCUGCCGCUUUGAGUUACCUUGCCCAUAGAGUAUUCAUGACUGAUAAAUACAGACCUGAAUCUUGUUGUAUCAUUGGGAAUUAUUACAGCUUAAAGGGACAACAUGAGAAGUCAGUUAUCUAUUUUAGGAGAGCCCUUAAAUUGAACAAAAAUUAUUUAUCUGCUUGGACACUUAUGGGUCAUGAGUUUGUUGAGAUGAAAAACACUCCUGCUGCUGUAGAUGCCUAUCGCCGUGCUGUAGAUAUAGACCCAUGUGAUUAUCGUGCUUGGUAUGGACUAGGACAGGCUUAUGAGAUGAUGGGUAUGCCUCUCUAUGCGCUUCAUUACUUCAAAAAAUCUGUUUUCUUGCAGCCAAAGGAUUCUCGGUUGUGGAUAGCAAUGGCUCAUUGCUAUGAAACUGAUCAGCUUCGCAUGCUUGACCUGGCAAUAAAGUGUUACAAAAGGGCAGCAGACUGUAAUGACAGAGAAGCAAUUGCUCUGCACCAGCUUGCAAAGCUGCACGUUGAGCUGGGGCGUCCUGAAGAGGCAGCAUUUUACUACCAAAAGGAUUUAGAGAGGAUGGAAUCUGAAGAGAGGGAUGGACCUAACAUGGUUGAGGCUUUGUCCUAUCUUGCAACAUUUUGCAAAGCAAAGAAAAGAUUUGAAGAAGCAGAGGUUUACUGUACGCGUCUUCUGGAUUACACUGGCCCGGAAAGAGAAACAGCAAAAAAUUUACUUAGAGGGAUGCGAUCAACACAAUCUAGUUUGCCUCUCAUGGAUGUUGAGCAUUUUCCUCCGAAUUCCCUUUGAUGAAGCACUGGGGUUGUGUGCUGCGUCAUCAAUUUCCGUAUGAACAUCACAAUUCAUGGUGAUAAUGAAAAUGGUAAGAAUUAGACAUGCUCAAUACUGCAAAGUGCACUAGUGUGUGUUCAUGGUGAACUGAACAAGUGGACAAGCAUCAUAGCACAUUUAAGUUCAAGUGGGGAUCUAGUUUCCAAGUACAUGAGUCUGAAGUAAGAGCUUUUCUCCCCACUGAAACUUGAUUAUUGACCGUGAAUAUCAUGAACAGUAUAAUUUUUUAGAUUUAUCAUAUCAAGCAGGUCACAUGUUGCAUUA
Messenger RNA from Lotus japonicus, 2144 nucleotides. RefSeq names its product anaphase-promoting complex subunit 8. Gene Ontology annotation, biological process: cell division. Gene Ontology annotation, cellular component: anaphase-promoting complex. Gene Ontology annotation, molecular function: protein binding. Bases 96 to 1838 code for a protein of 580 amino acids. The record is from RefSeq and is a predicted model, not a curated record. NCBI's taxonomy places the organism in Eukaryota, Viridiplantae, Streptophyta, Magnoliopsida, Fabales, Fabaceae. The transcript has 4 exons.